Salvelinus sp. IW2-2015 is the source of this 1210-nucleotide messenger RNA. Its product is annotated as potassium channel subfamily K member 1. Gene Ontology annotation, molecular function: potassium ion leak channel activity; outward rectifier potassium channel activity. The record is from RefSeq and is a predicted model, not a curated record. Lineage: Eukaryota; Metazoa; Chordata; Actinopteri; Salmoniformes; Salmonidae. Gene Ontology annotation, biological process: stabilization of membrane potential; potassium ion transmembrane transport. Gene Ontology annotation, cellular component: plasma membrane.
UCCUCAGGACAGGUCGCGCGUCACCUUGACUAGGGUUGUAUCAUGGAAUGAGGAAAAGGAGAUCACACCAUCUGGACAGAAUACUUUUAGAUAUUCACUCUCAUCGAUAACAACUAUCAGUAAUGUGAAAAGUAGACAUAAUAAAUUGACCGCGAAUUUGAGAGAAACAGUUGUAAGUCAGGUCCAGUUUCAGAAUGUACCGCCAGUGCGCGAGUCUGGUGGAACGACACCGGUCAGAGCUGAGUUUCGCAUUGCUGUUGUCAGGCUAUGCGCUCUACCUGAUUCUUGGCGCAUGGGUCUUCUCCGCCGUGGAGCUUCCAUAUGAGCAACGGCUGCGCGAACAACUGGAGACCGCCCGGCAAAAGUUUCUCUGGGACAACGCGUGCGUGUCUGACGAACGGCUCGAGGAGCUUCUGACCCGCGCGCUGCAUGCUAAUAACUACGGCGUGUCGGUGCUCGGUAACGCUAGCGAAAACAACUGGGACUUCAUCUCCUCUCUGUUCUUUACCAGCACAGUUCUAACCACCACAGGCUAUGGUCACACUGUACCACUGUCAGAUGGAGGAAAGGCAUUCUGUGUGUUCUACUCUCUCCUCGGAAUCCCCGUCACGCUCCUCUUCCUCUCCGCCCUGGUACAAAGAAUUAUGGUCCUGGUGACACGCUGGCCUGUGGCGUACCUUCACCUGCGAUGGGGCGUGUCCAAACCAAAGUUUGCCGCUGUCCAUGCGGCAUGUCUAUCCGUUGUUGCAGCACUGCUCCUCUUCCUCCUACCAGCGGUAGUGUUCUGCAGGCUGGAGCCUCUAUGGAGCUACCUGGAGUCCCUCUACUUCUGCUUCAUCUCGCUUACUACAAUUGGCCUAGGAGACUAUGUACCUGGAGAGACUCACAAUACCGUUCCCAACUCUCACCGCACGCUAUAUAAGCUGGCUAUUACACUGUAUCUGUUGCUGGGCUUGGUGUGUCUGUUGGUGGUGGUGGAGACGUGUUGUGAGCUGCCACAGCUGAAGAGCUUCAGGAGGAGAUUCUACAGAGAAAAUAAUGCUCCAGAGUCAGAGACCAGAGACCAGGAGGAGUUUAGCAGCACAGAACAUGAUCAAAUGACUGAUCACCUAACUGAUCAGCUGACCUUCUCCUCAGUGUCCGCCCAGGCCGCCUCCCUCCGCCAGGACAACACACCCUGGCAAUAGCAUAAAAUAGAUACUUCACUGUG